This is a messenger RNA of Pochonia chlamydosporia 170, 528 nucleotides long. RefSeq names its product hydrophobic surface binding protein A domain-containing protein. The transcript has 2 exons. NCBI's taxonomy places the organism in Eukaryota, Fungi, Ascomycota, Sordariomycetes, Hypocreales, Clavicipitaceae. Gene Ontology annotation, cellular component: extracellular region. The coding region runs from base 1 to 528 and encodes 175 amino acids. The record is from RefSeq and is a predicted model, not a curated record.
AUGAGAUUCCUAUACGCCUUGGCCGCUCUGGCCUGCACAGCUGCAGCUCAAACCUCAAAUGUUCAGGCUGUUAGAAAUGACAUCGCCAAUAUUACCACCUUGAUGGCCACUCUGAGCAGCGAUGUGAAGCUUGUUAAGCCUGGGUCAGCGGGUAUCGCGCAGGCUCUGCAGGUGCAGGUGGAUGCCGUGAACAUUCACAAGCGACUGCUUACCUCUAUCGACGAUACUGAAUCCUCCGCGCCAUUCGGGGCUGGAGGGUCUCUGAGCAUCGGUUUGGACUUUAUUGGCCUGUCUCCGAAAGUCAAGACAACUCUGCAGGACGUCACGAAGCAAAAGGCUGCUCUGGGAGAGCUUGGUAUUGUCGUUCUGUCGAGCUUGUAUCAGCUUAAGCAGGACACGGAUACUUUUGGAGCGGCGGUGCUUGAGAAACUGGAUGCGUUGGAGAAGGCAAUUGCUCCUGCUAUUAUCAAGGACCUUGACAAGGCUUUCAAUGAUGCCAUUGUUGCGUAUGGUGGGAAAGCAACGUGA